AUGGCGCCGCCUGCGGCCAAGGCCACGCGCGUCGCAGCGCUGCCGAGCCAGCGCCAGCCGGGCUCGUCCGCGCUCCCGCUCCUCAACCCGGACGCCGUGCUCCCGAGCCGGCCUGCGGCUGGCCAGCCCGUGCCCGACGCGCCCGAGUGCCCGCCGGUAGCUGUGGUUGGCGCGAUCCGAGAGCGGACGCUCGACGUCGGCGCGCCCAGCCGCCGGCUCGCCUCCGAGCGCGGCUUCCCGCAGGCUCGCCACCGCGACAGCAUCACAGAGGAGCUGCGCAAUCAGCUGCGCGGCCGGCCGGUCGUGAGAGGUUCGUGUUGCGGCGCUGUCGCGCCGCCAACACCCGCCGCCGGUGCGCGCACGCCGUCGGCGCUCGACCGUGAGCUGAUCGCGUCUGGCGUCGGCGCGGAGAAUGCCGGCCGGCUUGCAGAGAUGAGCGGCGCAGAGAUCGCAGAGGCGCGGCAAAAGCUGGUCGAGACGCUCGAUCCGGACCUGCUGCGGAAGCUGCGGCGCGGCCGCGGGGAAGGCGUAGCCGAUCCAGCCCGCCCAGCCGCCAGCGCGGCCGCCGGUACGAGCGCGCCUCCGCCGCCGCCCAGCGCGCCGCCGGCACGAGCGUCGCCUGGCGUCGACGCGGCUGGCGGCGAGGGUGGCGGCGAGGGUGGCGGCGAGGGUGGCAGCGAGGGUGGCGGCGAGGUUGGCGCGCGUGCUCCUAGCCUCGAGGAGCUCAAGUUGGAGUGGACGCGCCCCGCCGACGCGCCGCCCCUCCUCGCCGCCGCGGCCUCCGACACCAGGGCGCCGGGCGACGGCGCCCCGCCGGCGCUCGGCGACGGCUUCGGGAGCGGUUCGGUCGAGUCGGCGCUAGAGGCGGCGAUGCGCGCGGCGGGGCUGCACGACGAGCGAUUCGACUUUGGCGGCGCGCUCGUGCGCGGGGAGCGGCCCGUCCACGAGGGCCUGCACCACCAUGGUGCGGCGGCCGAGGCGGCGGGCUACACGCUCGCGGAGCUGGUCCACCUCAGCAGGUCGACCGUGCCGGCGCAGCGCGCGACGGCCCUCCGCGCGCUCGCCCGCGUGUGGAGCGUCCACUCGUCAGGCCGGCUCGCCGCCUCUGUUCGGCGCUGGUCGCGCGACGCGGACGCUGCGGCCUCCGCCGAGCUGCGCGGCGCUGGCGCUGCGGCGGGGGCCGCCGAGACGGCCGAUCUCGAUCCGGGCGCUGAGGCGGGCGGCGACGCGGAGCUCUGCCGGCGCGACCUGCUCGGAGGGUGGCUGAAGAUGGGCCUCGCGGAGCGGCUCCGCUACUUGGCAGAGGUUGCGGACCUGGAGCCGGCGGCGAGGCAGCACGCGCUGACGCUGCUGUGCAUGGCGGCGCGAGGCAGCCCCGCGCGUGCGCUGACCAUCUGCCGCACCCCUCGGCUUCUGCCCCUCGUCGCCUCGAUGCUGCGGUGCGGCGACGCCGACGCCGCUUCGCUCGCGCUCGCGCUCUCCCUAGUGCAGCUGCUGGCGAGCUCGGGCCGCGAGUCUGCGGCCUUCCUGCUCGAGGCGGAGGUGCUGUCGUCGUGCCACGCCCGCUUCCUGUCCGCCACGCGAGCGACCGCCGCGCACGACGCGGUGUCAGACCUUGCCGACGCCCGGCGGCUCGGCGCGGCCGCGGUUGCCGUGUGGCGCUGCCUGGUCGCCUACGGCCUGACCGCGCCCUCGCUCGGCAGCUGGUUCCCUGUCCUCUCCCUCGCCACCCACCCCCGAGGCGGCUGCGGCGAGGGCGAGGAGGCCGCCGCGAGACUCGCGUGCGCCACGCUCGGCCUCGUCGAGACCCUCUGCGGCGCCGGCCACCCCGUCACGCACCCUCCGCCCGGCGAGAGGCCCGGCCGCGCAGCCGCCGGCCGCGGCGUCGACGACAUCUCGACGCAGGUGGCGGAUGCGGUCGCCGCGCUCGGCCCGCCCAGCGCCGGUGCGAGCGGCGCGCCGGCACUCUCCGACGCCGAGGCGCAGUGCUUGGGUGGCAGCUUCGACCCGUCCCCCGCGGAGGAAGGGCGGUGGCGCCACCUCGCCGCCUUCGUCCCGCCGGCGGUCGAGGCGCUGCUCGCGGACGCGGGGGGGGCAGCAGACGCGGGGGGGGCGGGCGGCGCCGCGGGGGCGGAGGUGUCUGCGUCGCGGCUCCACCUCCUCGCCUCGUACUUGCAAGCCAUGCCGCGGCACGCGGCGGCGAGCGCCACGCCACUCACGGGCGCGUGCGAGCUGCCCCUCCUGCCGUGGUGCACCAUCGUCGCCGAGCGGCUGAUGCUGCCGGCGGCGACGCGCGCGACUGCAAAGGCGGCAGGCGGUGGCGGCAGCGACGGAGGCGCAGGGGCGCUGGGCUGGGCGGUGGCGCUGGUGGAGAGGGCGGCCUCCGCCGGCGAGGCGGGAGCAGCGGUGGAGAGUGCGCACUUGCGGACCGCACUCGAGCUGCUGCUGGGCUACGCGCGGCUGUGGUGGCAGCUGACGCGGCAGCACCGCGGCUUGCUGCUGCAGCUGGGCGCGACGGACGCGCACGCGCUGCUGUGGCGACUCGCGGCGCUGCUUCCCGCCGCCAUCGGACCCGCCGGCCGGGAGCCUCUGAAGGCCGGCUCGGGGCAGCGGCUGCGCGCGAGGCACGAGCUCCGUCUCUCCGGCCGGCUGGCGUACUUUCUUUUGAUGCUGCUGGACGGCGUUGAUGGCGGCGGCGUUCCCCCGACCGACGGCGGCCGCGACGCUUCGAGGGGCAGCGCCGCGGCUCGCUCCUUCCUGCAGCUCGCCGCGUGUUCGCUCGGCUGGAUGCGCGCCGGCGACGAGGCGCUGGCGCAAGGCGUCGCGUCGUCUCUUCUGCUCGCGGCGCGCUGGCUGCGCCGAGCCGACCUCGCGUGCACCGACGCCCCCGACGCUCCCGCUCUGCUCGCCUCGUUCCGGCCGGCGCUGCUCUCUCCCCUCCUGCAGCUCCUCCGCCUGCCAAAGACCGCACAGGCCGAGGCGCAGGCGUGCGAGGGUCGAAGGCCGCGCUUCGAGCUUGCUGUCCCUCUGGCCGCGGCCGAGCCGCUCACGGCUGCCUCUGGCUGCGGACUGGAUGCUCACGCCCACGUCUACACGCUCCCCGCGGCGCCUUGGCGCGACGCUGUCGUCGCCGCGUCGCUGAGGGCGCUCUUGGACUCGUGGGCGGCAGAGGGCGGGGAGGCGCGAGCGGCGGACUUUGCGGCAGGGUCGUCGCUUCUCGGCGGCGAGCCGCAGGCGGACGUGAUGUCCCUGGUGACUCGCACGCUCGACCACUUCUCCGCCGAGUCGCUCGGCGACCCCCUCUACACGCAGUGGGCGCUGCUCCCGCUCCGCUCCGCCGAGCCCGCCGCGCUGCAGAUCGAGGCGUGGGGGCAGCUCGAGGCGCUGGCACACAAGCUGUGCGUGGACCCGCCGCCGCCGUCGCGUUUGUGUGCGUGGGCCGCCCAGCCGCAGGCGCCGGCCGCCGACGGGGAUCGGCUGCUCGAGCUGCUCGAGCACUCGCUGCAGCGCGGCAACCUGUCGCGCGCCGAGGGGGCAGACACGUCUUUCCUCCUCCGCUGGGCUCUCCACCACCUCGCCGCAGCCGCAGAGGGCGGCCGCGCGCCGCUUCUCGCCGCGCGGGUCGCCGAGUGGCCCGAGGCUUGGCGGCGAGUGGCGGCGGCGGGACUGGAGUGA
Messenger RNA from Emiliania huxleyi CCMP1516, 3675 nucleotides. RefSeq lists its product as hypothetical. NCBI's taxonomy places the organism in Eukaryota, Haptophyta, Isochrysidales, Noelaerhabdaceae. Gene Ontology annotation, biological process: transcription by RNA polymerase II. The transcript has 6 exons. The record is from RefSeq and is a predicted model, not a curated record. Gene Ontology annotation, cellular component: nucleus. The coding region runs from base 1 to 3675 and encodes 1224 amino acids.